Molecule: messenger RNA, 486 nt
Organism: Micropterus dolomieu (smallmouth bass)
Lineage: Eukaryota; Metazoa; Chordata; Actinopteri; Centrarchiformes; Centrarchidae
Product: lysophosphatidylserine lipase ABHD12-like
Biological process (GO): monoacylglycerol catabolic process; phosphatidylserine catabolic process
Cellular component (GO): endoplasmic reticulum membrane
Molecular function (GO): monoacylglycerol lipase activity; phosphatidylcholine lysophospholipase A1 activity
Source: RefSeq, a predicted model, not a curated record
UGUGUCCCGGUCCUGAUGUCUCUGGGGUUCAGCAUAGUCCCACCGUCCAGAAGUGAACUGGUCCUUCAUGCUGCGUUCAGGUCCCGUCAGGUUCCUGACCUCUGCAGGUUGGGUCUGCUGGGGAAGCUGAAGAGGACGGCGCUGUGGCUGCUGGUCGUCUACAUCUCCGUCCCCGUCAUCAUCAAGCUGUGUCCGUCCAUCCAGGCCAAACUCGUCUUCCUGAACUUCGUGAGGAUGCCGUACUUCAUUGACCUGCAGAGACCUCUGGACCAGGGACUGAACCACACACACAACUUCUACCUGGAGUCUGAGCCGGGCCUGAGGAUCGGAGUCUGGCACACGGUUCCUGCUCAGAUGUGGAGAGAAGCUCAGGGGAAACAAGGAGACUGGUACGACGCCACGCUUAGCUCCGCCCACAAGGUCAUCCUCUAUCUCCAUGGAAACGCAGGGACUAGAGGAGGAGACCACAGAGUCCAGCUGUACAAG